This is a messenger RNA of Macrobrachium nipponense, 3890 nucleotides long. Its product is annotated as dynein axonemal intermediate chain 4-like. Lineage: Eukaryota; Metazoa; Arthropoda; Malacostraca; Decapoda; Palaemonidae. The coding region runs from base 596 to 2731 and encodes 711 amino acids. The transcript has 17 exons. Gene Ontology annotation, molecular function: dynein light chain binding; dynein heavy chain binding. Gene Ontology annotation, cellular component: axonemal dynein complex. Gene Ontology annotation, biological process: cilium movement. The record is from RefSeq and is a predicted model, not a curated record.
GCAAUCCCUGGAUAGGCCUAGUGUGGAAAAAUAAGCCUAGCUCUGUGUCAGUAGGAUUUGGUGCCUUUGAAGAACCUCUCCCCAUUGAUGUUUCACAAUCAGAUGAUGAUUGUGAUGAUAAUGGACCUUUUUCCUCUACAGAUCCCGAUGAUAGUGUUAUCGAGAUAGACAGUGUUAUAAUAAGCGCGAGUCUAGGAGAAAAGCCGACAUUAGAGAGAAGGAAAAGCAGGAGGCGAUCUAAGACUGAAGAUGGCAAGAAGUGGACAUUGAGGAACAACAGUAAAGGAUUUAACAGACAUGGACCCCAAGAUUAGAAAAAUAACAAGGUAUGCAUAACUACAUGCAACUUCUACCAGUUUGUUCCAGUCACUACACCUGUAAACUCACCCUGAACAAGAACAAGAAGGAACAGUGAUAAAAAAUAUUUGAGGCUUCCAGUGCCAUGAAGACUGCUAAACCCUGAUGACUGGAUCUCUGCUGCCAUAGACUUACAGCAGAGCAAGCCUAGUCCCUGUUUUUGUGUCUGCUUACUUCAAAUAAAAAUUUUUGGCUAGUCCUAUCAACACCAAACCCCCCACCCAACCACCCCAACUCCAUGUUGAUGGCCCCUGACCGUCUAUGGAUUAUUACAACUGAGCACUCAACAAAAAUAAACAAGACAAGAACUUCUCAGAUUUUGAUGAAUGCAAUGGUGUUUCGAGUCCACCUUCAGGAGACGAGGACAAUGGAGCUUUAUUACCAAGAGAACACUUCGCUUCACUUUGAAGAUCAGCUGGCGGCCAUAUUCAUUGCCCAGUGGGACGUCUACUGUAAAAAAAAAAACAGUGGUCUUGUCAGGAGCAGAGAGAUCACCUGCCAGACAGUCCCUUAUUACACCAUGGACAAGACCACCCAGAAAUCGGCAGUUUCCACAAAGGAUACCAGCUGUAUGGCGACGCAGUCCAGUAUGUACGACGAAUACCGAACCCUGAAAAAAUCCGUGAAUGAUAUCAUAGAGAGUUCGAGGAUGACCCAGAAAUUAUCAAAGUUCAGUAGCCAUCAGGGACACAGUACUUCUCUAUUAAAAGAUCUAACAAAGCGGAAGCGUCAGAUUCAUCCUAAGAAGCAGUAUUACUUAGGCGAUCCAAAGAAGUUUAGUUCAGAAGAGCCUUUGGCACCUGACGGACGACCAGAUCAUCACGAGGUCGCGGGAGUAGAGGUCACCCGCCUCCUGAAGGGGUUGGGAUGCGUCGAGAGGCAGCUGUGCUCGAUUGAAAACCUCACAAACCUCCAAAUUUACACGAGUCACCCCACGCGUCAGGAGAACAAGAACCCGGAGACUGCUGUCAACGAAAAUAAGAAGACUGAGGAGCUGUGGACCUUUCGCAGUGACGUCACCGAAGGGUUGAGAGUGAACUGCAUCGUCUUCUGCAACGACUCCCCGUGGUUAAUUCUGGCGGCCUACGGCAACCUCUCCUUCUCAGAAGAUUCCGGAGGCGUUUUCUGUGGGUGGAGUGCUAAGAGGAUCGACCAGCCCGAGUUGUGGAUCAGCCUACCCUUGCCCGUCACAGUGGUGAGUUCAUGCCCUGUUGCGCCCCAGCUAUGCUGCAUUGCCCUCCUCGAUGGUACCAUACGUGUUUACCAGCUAGAUACCCCGACACCCACCCUAAUUAUGGAUACCAGCUGCAGCGUGGACAAGCACAGCGCUCCUGUGUGGGCGGUGGACUGGAGAGAAUCCUACGCCACGGUGGCCUCUCUGGGAUCCUAUUCCGGGAAGGGCGGAUCUGUCGCCUAUGCGGAGGACGUCGCUGAUGGAGAAGGAGGUCCUUCUGCUGAUGAUACAACAGGUCCUGCAAACAGGUCCCGGGUCCCGACGGGCAUUCCUCUUCCUUUGAACGGGUCAAGUAAACAGGAGAGAAGUGGCUACGGUCUAGUGUCAGUUUCUGAAGACGGGACCGUCAAGGAAUGGCUGUUCACAUUUUCCGGAUUAUACCGAUGCACGACUCUGAUGAAGGUUAGCGUCCCACCCUGGGUGUCUCUGGAGAUCGCAGGGGGUCUGCCUUCUUUGUUACCGAACGAAGAAGAGGAACACAAGGGUAAAUUCCCUCAGGUUCACGUUGGGUCAGGGAACUCCAGACCGGUCGUCUUGCUUCCAGAACUUAUUCCAGCUACCAGGCUUGCCUUCAGGCCUGGGGACAACACCACUUACCUUCUAGGCACGGUUUCUGGGGAUAUCCUGAUGUGCAAGACGUUUGAAAGACGGGGAACCCGUACCCUGUUCCGAGGGCACAGCUCCAUGAUCACACGUCUCGCCUGGAGGCCGAUGCCCCCAGAUGACGUCUGCAGCAUCUUUCUCUCUUCCGCCAUGGACGACACCAUCAGGAUCUGGCACGUCGACAAAAUGGAACCCCUGUGUGUCCUUAAAAACGUACAGGCAUCGGAGAGUACGGGCGGCUAUUCGGACGCCUGCUGGUGCCCCUGGUACAACAACAUCCUUGUGGGCGUGCACGGUGAGGGCUUUCACUUAUGGGACAUAUCUGUUCUCUCGCACGCGCCCAUACUCACCUACGAGGCCCACGGGGCGUCUUCCAUCAGUUUCAGUCCACAGGCCAAGAACGUGAUCCUGGGAUGCCGAGACGGCACCAUCCAAGUGGUCCACUUCGAAGGCAUCACUCCCACAACUUCCAACGUCUUCCAGAAGUUUUCGGCAGCCCUUUCCAAAAUAGCGAUGUUCAACCCUAAAAAGGAUUAAGCUUCCAAGGGCGAUGGAAGUCGUUAGAGGAACUUCCCCUCGAGAGCUGGCUAAAAAACGCAUAAACUUGAGAUCACGGGAGCUUCUCCAAAUAAUGGCCUCACUUUUUUGUUUUUUUAAGAGACUCAAGACCUCGGGUGGUAGUGACAUAAUGGAAUGAAAUUUCAGGUCCUGAAAGAACAAGAAGAAGAAGAAGUGGGUGAAGAGAAAGAAGAGACAGUGACGUAAAGGAAUUUGAAGUGCCUCGACUGGCGUCCAGAAAAUUGGGUCGUAAAAGAACUGUCCCGCUGGGAUACCGUUCAUGUAACGAGGUAACUCCCGUAGAUGUCAGUCGCUGGUACUGGUAGAACACAAGCAAGGGAGAAAUAGAACGAGCAAGGGAGCCGUUUUAUAGGCAAAAUUGCUACUGCUAUUACUAGUACUACUAAUAGGUAAGUGGAAGGGGAUUAUGUCAACUGUAGAGUUGGAGUUCUAUGAACUACACGUCGAUAGUAUAAUAUCAAGCAGGUAUCGAUUAUAGCUCCCUUUGGGUGAAAAGUUGUUCACAAGAAAGAAAGAAUUCAGUGUUGAACGAUGUUUGGAAAUGUAAAAAGGUUAAGCGAGUAUGUGACAAAGAUUCAUAUGUUUGAGUGUGUAUGUGUGCAUGCGUGCGUGUAUUGAUUCCGUAAGGGAAAUUUUAGACCUUUGUGAAGCAAGGGAGAAGAUUAGAUACCAAACAAAGCUAGCCAAGGUCUAACGCAGAGCGAAGGUAAACAAAUUGCAGAUAAUGUUGCUAAAUACGAAAAGAAACAAACAUCGGGAACAUUGUAAAAAAAAUAAAUUCCAUUUCGCAGAAACAGGCAAAGCAAACGCCAGCGUCAACUACCAUAGGUUCCCACAUCUUGUACCAUUCAUGCAAUGUAGAAUCCACCAAUCACUUGCAUGAAACAUUAAUGGCAUAGGUCAGCGUUAUGGAAGUAUUGCGUGAAGCUCUUCUUACGCCAUCAUUGUGUUAGUGAAUUAAUUAUUUCUCAAAAUUAAACCAUUUAUUGUCGAGUUCUGGAAUAGGCAUAUAUUAAGAAGGAAAACUUUAUCACAAUUUCGGCAUGGGUUUACCUUGUAAGCUUUAGGCUUUAGUAUGAUUUCAAGUUAAUUGAAAGGUAUCCCUCUAAGACUUUUA